AUGGUUGAAGUGAAGAUAACAGACGACGUCAAAAUAGGCGGCAACAAUCCAUGUUUCAUUAUAGCGGAAGUCGGACAAAACCACCAAGGUGACAUCGAAAUAGCAAAAAAGCUUAUAAAAGCGGCAAAGGAUGCUGGGGCCAGCUGUGUUAAAUUUCAAAAGACAUGCCUCAAAGAGAAAUUCACAAAGAAAUAUUUAGAACGACCAUAUAAGAAUCCUAAUUCUUGGGGUGAAACGUAUGGCGAUCACAAAAAGCACUUGGAAUUUUCCGAAACUCAAUACAGGGAGUUGUUCAAAUACGCUCACGAAGUGGGCAUAUUAUGCACUGCAUCAGCCAUGGAUAUGGUAUCAUUUGAUUUCUUAGUCAACAUGAAAGUGCCGUUCGUUAAGAUUGGAUCAGGUGACUCGAACAACCUGUUGUUCCUGAAGUACGCCGCAUCAAAGAACAUUCCUCUCAUUAUUUCAACCGGUAUGGUUGACAAGACUGCCGUUAAAACAAUAUAUGACAUUGUAUCUGCUCAACAUAAGCGGUUUUGUUUACUGCAUUGUAUUUCGGCAUAUCCUGUACCAUAUGAAGACUGUAAUCUGACUGUGAUACAAGACUAUAAGAAAACGUUUGACAUUCCGAUCGGAUAUUCUGGACAAGAAGUUGGUACGGCUGUAGGAUUAGCCUCCGUCGCAUUAGGAGCUAAGAUAUUAGAGAAGCAUAUCACCCUGGACAAAACAAUGAAAGGCACGGAUCAUGUAUGUUCGCUAACGCCGGCAGAGUUCAAGCAACUUGUGCGCGACGUUCGUGUUAUCGAAGCCGGCCUCGGGACGCCCAUCAAGAAGGUCGUCACUUCAGAAAUACCUUGUAUCGAUAAACUUCAAAAGUCACUAGUAAUGGGCUGUACUAAAAAUAAAGGCGAGAUCCUAUAUCCAGGCGACGUGAAGAUCAAAGUGGCAGAACCCAAGGGUUUAAAUGCACUUCACUUUGAAGAUGUCAUAUACAAAACCCUUGUGUACGACAAGAAGGAAGACGAACCGCUCAAUGAUGGAGACUUCUGCUAA
Messenger RNA from Arctia plantaginis, 1050 nucleotides. The record is from the annotation of a GenBank genome assembly. NCBI's taxonomy places the organism in Eukaryota, Metazoa, Arthropoda, Insecta, Lepidoptera, Erebidae.